Molecule: messenger RNA, 2847 nt
Organism: Seriola dumerili (greater amberjack)
Lineage: Eukaryota; Metazoa; Chordata; Actinopteri; Carangiformes; Carangidae
Gene: adamtsl2
Product: ADAMTS like 2
Exons: 19
Coding region: 1-2847 (948 amino acids)
Biological process (GO): extracellular matrix organization
Cellular component (GO): extracellular matrix
Source: RefSeq, a predicted model, not a curated record
AUGACCGGGAACCUCUGGAUGAGGGUGAGGUCAUGGGAACAAUGCAGGGAGACGGGUGUGGUCCUGCUGGGUUUCCUGACGCUGGCGGUGUCUGUGGGGAACCUGUCCACCAGGGGGCUGCAGGACGGUGUGGCCUCCAACAGUCUGGAGGAGGAGCUGGAGGUGACCACGUACUGGUGGGGGGAGUGGGCCAAGUGGACAGCCUGCACUCGUACCUGUGGAGGAGGAGUGAUGUCACAGGAGAGACACUGCCUCAAACAGAGAAAGAAAGUCACUGCUGGGAAGGACAACAUGACCUGCACAGGAACUGCCAAGAAAUAUCACCUCUGCAACACUAAAGAGUGUCCUCCCACAGGGCGGAGCUUCAGAGAGGAGCAGUGCUGGUCCUUCAACUCGCAGCUUUACAAUGGGAGGAACUACCAGUGGAAACCUCUGUAUCCUGACGACUACGUUCACAUCUCCAGUAACCCGUGCGACCUCCACUGCACCACGACGGACGGCCAGAGGCAGCUGAUGGUGACGGCGCGGGAUGGCACUUCCUGCAAGUACAGCAGCUACCGCGGCGUCUGCGUGGACGGUAAGUGCGAGCCAAUCGGAUGUGACGGGGUUCUGUUUUCCUCCAACACCUUGGAUAAGUGCGGCGUGUGUCAGGGCGACGGCAGCAGCUGCAGCAGAGUCACGGGAAACUUCCGCCGCGGCGCCACGACGCUGGGUUACUCUUUCAUCACUCAAAUCCCUGAGGGAUCAUGGGACAUCCAGAUCAUUGAGAGGAAGAAGUCGGCCGAUGUUCUGGCUGUGACCGACCAGGCGGGAAACUUCUUCUUUAACGGAGCCUACAAGGUGGACAGUCCCCAGAACUUCCACGCCGCUGGAACCGUCUUCAAGUACCGCCGGCCCAUGGACGUGUACGAGACCGGGAUCGAGUACAUCGUCGCCAAAGGCCCCAUCGACCAGGCCAUCAAUAUUCUGGUGUGGAACCAGAACGGUCGCACCCCGUACAUCACCUACGAGUACACCGUCCUCCGGGACUCGCUGCCGCCCAUCCCACCUCCGCCUGUCUACACCGGGUCUGACACGUCAGCCGGUGAGGUGUCCGUGGAGAUGGGGACUCUGCUGUCCCCUAACAGCAGUAUCUACGACCAGGCGGCCCCUCAGGGCCCGCUGGAGCCGGCGGGUGGAGACGGGCAGAAGGGCCAAGAGACCAAUGAGGUGUAUGAGGAGACGGCGGCCAUCGACUGCGACCAGGACGGAGCAGCUGCCCCAAAAUUUACAGAAGGAAACAGCAGUCACACGGGCAGCACGGCCAAACCCCCCCCUGCCGGUGGACCCCUGGACCCAGGGCCGGACUCCCCAAACCUGAUCUGGAGGGUCCUGCUGGACGGUCGGAUCAGCCCCGACGAGCUGCUCAUCAACAUCUCGACCAAUCAGCUGCUGACGGGGGGAGACGGCCUGUUCUCGUCGGAGCUGGGGCCUGUGGACCUGAGCAGCCUGGAGCGAGACUUCGGCGGGAACGAGACGCUGGAGUACACGCUGGGCCGCAAACGCAACGACAGCGGAGAGACCGUCUACCAGAACAAGACGGUGCAGAGCGGCGGCAGGAGCUCGGGCCGCUCCAACAGAACCAGGGGGAAUCAGAGGCUCUACCAGAAGAACCUGAAACUGAGCGCUGCAGACAUGUAUCGCUGGAAACUUUCGUCUCAGGAGCCCUGCAGCAUGACGUGCUCCAUAGGAGUGUCAAAGUCCUUCGUCUCGUGUGUUCGUUACGACGGCGUGGAGGUGCACGACAUGUACUGCGACGCUCUGACCAGACCGGAGCCCGUCCACGACUUCUGUAUCGGCAGAGAGUGUCAGCCCAGGUGGGAGGCGAGCAGCUGGAGCGAGUGCUCCAGGACCUGCGGGGAGGGGUUCCAGUUUCGUCAGGUGCGCUGUUGGAAGAUGCUCUCUCCGGGCCUGGACAGCUCCGUCUACAGCGACCUCUGCACCAUGGCCGACCUGGAGAGACCCGUGGAGAGACGAGCCUGCAAAAGCCCCGCCUGUGGCCCGCAGUGGGAGGUGGCCGAGUGGACCGAGUGUCCUGCCAAAUGUGGCCGCAAAGCCCAGGUGAGCCGCGACGUCCGCUGCUCCGACGAGACCCGACCGUGUGACCCGAUGACCAAACCACCCAACGUCAAAAACUGCACCGGUCCGCCCUGUGAACGCCACUGGACUGUGUCUGAGUGGGGGCCCUGCUCGGGGUCGUGCGGCCAGGGGAAGAUGCUGCGUCACGUGUACUGCAAGGCUCCGGACGGCCGCGUGGUCCCUGAGAACCAGUGCUCUGCGGAGAACAAGCCGCUGGCUGUCCACCCCUGUGGGGAGAGAGACUGCGCUCCACACUGGCUGAGCCAAGACUGGGAGAGGUGUAACACGACCUGCGGUCGUGGCGUGAAGCGGAGGAUGGUCCUGUGCGUCGGCAUCAGCGGAGGAAAGUUCCAGAUCUUUGACGACAAAGCGUGCGGAAGCAGCGAGAAGCCAGAGGAUGAAAACACCUGCUUCGAGAGGCCGUGCUUCAAAUGGUACACCACCCCCUGGUCUGAGUGCACUAAGACGUGCGGUGUGGGCGUGAGGAUGAGGGACGUCAAGUGUUACCAGGGCAGAGAGCUGGUCCGAGGCUGCGACCCCCUCACCAAGCCGGUGGCCAAACAGACGUGCACCCUGCAGGCCUGCCCCACUGAGCCGCCAGAUGAGAGCUGCCAGGAUCGUCCCUCCACCAACUGCCUGCUGGCCCUGAAGGUGAACCUGUGCAGCCACUGGUACUACAGCAAGGCCUGCUGCCACUCGUGCCGCGCCGUACGACCUCCACCCUCCUAG